Grammomys surdaster is the source of this 8086-nucleotide messenger RNA. RefSeq names its product nucleoporin 155 (gene Nup155). The coding region runs from base 84 to 4256 and encodes 1390 amino acids. Gene Ontology annotation, molecular function: structural constituent of nuclear pore. Gene Ontology annotation, cellular component: nuclear pore inner ring; nuclear pore. Gene Ontology annotation, biological process: transcription-dependent tethering of RNA polymerase II gene DNA at nuclear periphery; protein import into nucleus; RNA export from nucleus. The transcript is spliced from 35 exons. Lineage: Eukaryota; Metazoa; Chordata; Mammalia; Rodentia; Muridae. The record is from RefSeq and is a predicted model, not a curated record.
GCGGUUUUGGACUCUCUUCGAUUUUCUCACGGUUCUCCGCGGGUUUGGAGUAUCUUUGUAACGCGGUGACCGCGAUUGCCGACAUGCCAUCUGUGCUGGGCUCGAUGAUGGUGGCCUCUACGUCGGCCGCCUCCCUGCAGGAAGCUUUGGAAAAUGCGGGGAGGCUUAUUGACCGACAGUUGCAAGAAGACCGCAUGUACCCGGACCUUUCUGAGCUGCUCAUGGUGUCGGCCCCAAACAGUCCUACUGUUUCUGGAAUGUCCGAUAUGGAUUACCCUCUGCAAGGACCAGGUUUACUGUCAGUGCCCAGCCUUCCAGAGAUCAGCACUGUCCGAAGAGUUCCCCUCCCGCCUGAGCUGGUUGAACAGUUUGGACAUAUGCAGUGUAACUGCAUGAUGGGUGUUUUCCCCCCUAUCAGCAGAGCUUGGCUUACGAUUGACAGUGACAUAUUCAUGUGGAACUAUGAAGAUGGAGGCGACCUUGCCUAUUUCGAUGGACUCAGUGAGACAAUUCUUGCUGUGGGGCUUGUGAAACCAAAAGCUGGCAUCUUUCAACCUCACGUAAGACACUUGUUGGUUUUGGCAACCCCUGUGGAUAUAGUAAUUCUUGGACUCAGCUAUGCUAAUGUACAAACAGGUUCUGGCAUUCUUAAUGACAGUAUGUGUGGUGGCAUGCAGCUGCUUCCAGAUCCUUUAUAUUCUCUUCCCACGGACAACACUUACCUUUUAACAAUCACCUCCACGGAUAAUGGCAGAAUUUUUUUGGCUGGCAAGGACGGCUGUUUGUAUGAAGUAGCAUACCAAGCAGAAGCAGGCUGGUUCAGUCAAAGAUGUAGGAAGAUAAACCACUCCAAGAGCUCACUCUCCUUCCUCGUGCCUUCCUUGCUGCAGUUCACAUUCUCAGAAGAUGAUCCUAUUGUUCAAAUUGAAAUUGAUAAUUCCAGAAAUAUUUUGUAUACACGAUCAGAGAAAGGAGUGAUACAGGUUUAUGACUUAGGCCAUGAUGGACAGGGGAUGAGUAGAGUUGCUUCAGUUUCACAGAGUGCCAUUGUCUCUGCUGCUGGAAACAUUGCUAGGACUAUUGAUCGUUCCGUUUUUAAGCCAAUUGUUCAGAUAGCUGUGAUCGAGAACUCUGAAUCACUGGACUGUCAGUUACUGGCUGUCACUCAUGCAGGUGUGAGGCUGUAUUUCAGCACUUGUCCGUUUAGACAGCCGUUAGCUCGGCCCAAUACACUGACACUGGUUCACGUCCGAUUACCUCCUGGAUUCUCAGCAUCUUCAACAGUCGAAAAGCCCUCGAAAGUACAUAAAGCACUUUAUAGUAAAGGAAUUUUACUGAUGACAGCCUCAGAAAAUGAAGAUAAUGACAUCUUAUGGUGUGUCAACCAUGAUACAUUUCCUUUCCAAAAGCCAAUGAUGGAAACUCAGAUGACAACCCGUGUUGAUGGUCAUUCCUGGGCUCUGUCUGCAAUAGAUGAAUUAAAAGUAGAUAAAAUAAUCACGCCUUUAAAUAAAGAUCAUAUUCCAAUAACCGACUCGCCGGUUGUUGUACAACAGCACAUGUUACCUCCAAAGAAAUUCGUCCUGCUCUCCGCACAGGGUAGUCUCAUGUUUCACAAGCUUAGACCCGUAGACCAGCUGAGACAUCUGCUUGUGAGUAACGUGGGAGGGGAUGGAGAAGAGAUCGAGAGAUUCUUCAAAUUACAUCAGGAAGACCAAGCUUGUGCAACUUGCCUUAUUCUUGCUUGUUCCACUGCCGCCUGUGACAGAGAAGUGUCUGCUUGGGCUGCGCGGGCAUUCUUUAGGUAUGGUGGUGAGGCACAGAUGAGAUUUCCAGCUACUCUUCCCACUCCAAGCAACGUUGGUCCCAUCCUGGGCUCUCCUAUGUAUUCUAGUUCUCCUGUCCCUAGUGGGAGUCCCUAUCCAAAUCCAUCCUCUUUGGGGACACCAUCCCAUGGUGCUCAGCCUCCUGUCACGUCCACCCCAAUGUGUGCUGUUGGAAACCCAGCCAUGCAAGCUGCAAGCAUGAGUGGUUUGAGUGGCCCAGAGAUUGUGUAUUCAGGAAAACACAAUGGUAUUUGCAUUUACUUUUCUCGAAUCAUGGGAAAUAUUUGGGAUGCUAGCUUAGUUGUUGAAAGAGUAUUCAAGAGUUCCAACAGGGAGAUCACUGCAAUUGAAAGCAGUGUACCCAUCCAGCUGCUGGAGUCAGUGCUACAGGAACUGAAGGGUUUGCAGGAGUUUCUAGACAGAAAUUCCCAGUUUUCAGGAGGACCGCUAGGAAAUCCAAAUACUACUGCCAAAGUGCAGCAGAGGCUGGUUGGAUUCAUGCGUCCCGAGAAUGGAAACACCCAGCAAAUGCAACAGGAGCUGCAGAGGAAGUUUCAUGAGGCUCAACUGAGUGAGAAGAUUUCACUUCAGGCCAUCCAGCAGCUGGUUAGGAAGUCAUACCAAGCUCUGGCUCUGUGGAAACUCCUUUGUGAACAUCAGUUUUCUGUCAUUGUAGGAGAACUUCAAAAGGAAUUUCAAGAGCAGCUGAAGAUCACCACCUUUAAGGAUCUAGUGAUCAGGGACAAAGAGGUCACUGGAGCAUUAAUUGCUUCUCUUAUCAACUGCUACAUCAGAGACAACGCUGCUGUAGAUGGCAUUAGUUUACAUCUACAGGACACCUGUCCACUUCUGUAUAGCACAGAUGAUGCAGUUUGCUCUAAGGCAAAUGAGCUUCUUCAGCGUUCCCGACAAGUUCAGAGUAAGAAUGAGAGAGAGCGAAUGUUAAGGGAGUCACUGAAGGAGUACCAGAAAAUCAGCAACCAAGUAGACCUUCCCAGUGUUUGUGCUCAGUAUAGGCAAGUGCGCUUUUAUGAGGGUGUGGUGGAACUUUCUCUUACUGCUGCCGAGAAAAAAGAUCCCCAGGGCCUUGGACUCCAUUUCUAUAAACACGGGGAACCAGAAGAGGAUGUCGUUGGUCUCCAGACUUUCCAGGAGAGAUUAAACAGUUACAAGUGCAUUACAGAUACGCUGCAAGAACUGGUAAAUCAGAGUAAGGCAGCUCCUCAGUCUCCUAGUGUACCCAAAAAACCUGGUCCUCCAGUGCUGUCAUCUGAUCCUAACAUGCUGAGCAACGAAGAAGCAGGACACCACUUUGAACAAAUGCUUAAAUUGGCUCAGCGAUCCAAGGACGAGCUCUUCAGUAUUGCUCUUUAUAACUGGCUAAUACAAGCUGACCUAGCAGAUAAACUACUACAGAUUGCGUCUCCAUUUCUCGAGCCACAUCUUGUCCGAAUGGCCAAAGUGGAUCAAAACCGAGUCCGCUAUAUGGAUUUACUCUGGAGGUAUUAUGAGAAGAACAGGAGUUUCAGCAGUGCUGCUCGGGUCCUGUCCAAGUUGGCUGACAUGCACAGCACAGAAAUUUCACUUCAGCAGCGACUAGAAUACAUUGCUCGAGCCAUUCUUAGUGCAAAGAGUUCCACUGCCAUUUCUUCCAUAGCUGCAGAUGGUGAAUUCCUGCAUGAAUUAGAAGAGAAGAUGGAAGUUGCUAGGAUCCAACUUCAGAUACAAGAGACAUUACAAAGGCAGUACUCCCAUCAUUCUUCAGUGCAGGAUGCAAUUUCUCAGCUGGAUUCUGAGCUCAUGGAUAUUACUAAGCUUUAUGGGGAAUUCGCUGACCCAUUUAAACUCGCAGAAUGUAAACUUGCAAUCAUUCAUUGUGCUGGUUAUUCAGAUCCCAUAUUGGUACAUACACUUUGGCAAGAUAUCAUAGAGAAAGAGUUGAAUGAUAGCGUAACAUUGAGCUCAUCAGAUCGAAUGCAUGCUCUUAGCCUCAAGCUUGUCCUCCUUGGCAAAAUCUAUGCUGGCACACCCCGUUUUUUCCCUCUGGAUUUUAUCGUUCAGUUCUUGGAGCAGCAAGUUUGUACUUUAAACUGGGAUGUGGGGUUUGUGAUACAGACCAUGAAUGAAAUCGGCGUGCCUUUACCUAGGCUACUAGAAGUUUAUGAUCAGCUCUUCAAAUCACGGGAUCCAUUCUGGAACAGAGUGAAAAGCCCACUGCACCUUUUGGAUUGUAUCCAUGUACUGUUGACAAGAUAUGUUGAGAAUCCUAGCCUAGUCUUAAAUUGUGAGAGGAGAAGGUUUACAAAUCUCUGCCUGGAUGCCGUCUGUGGUUAUCUUGUGGAACUUCAGUCAAUGAGUUCCUCAGUAGCUGUACAAGCCAUCACUGGGAAUUUUAAAUCCCUCCAAGCGAAGUUGGAACGGCUCCAUUGAUUACUGUAGUAUAUAUUCUUGCUUGCAUUUUGGUCUGUAAAAUAAAAGCUCAGCUGGGUCCAGAAAUCAGGUGUUGUAUAUCUAAGAAUUUUGGUAGGAAAUUUUUUUAAUGGAUGAUAGUUAUCUACAAAUAGUAUAUUUGCCAAAUGAUUUGUUUUUUAUGACUAGUAUUUUCUUUUAAUUGAUAAGUUGGGCCCAGAUCUGUAGCUCAGUGGUAAAAAUGUUUGUAUAGCAUGUAAAAAGUCAGUACCACACACAAACACAUCAGUUUAUAAAAAGCUGAAAAAUUAUGUAUGAUUAUGACACACAAAGAUUUUGAAUUUUACUAAUGAUAACAAUUUUGAAUUUGUAUUAUUUCUCUCCAAGUUUAUGUAGGGUAUUAGUAUUAAAACUUGUAGGCUUGUGCCAUGCCUUUGAAUCCCAGCACUUGGGGAAGCAGUGGCAGGGGGAUCUCUAGAACUCACUGAGAUUUCCAGGCCCAGGGCUGCACAGGGAAAUGUCUUAAAAACAAACACAACAAGAACAAUAAAAACACCUUAUACUCUGAGUCUGUUCCUAUAGUGUUAGAUUCUGGAAUAGUCCUUAAUUAUUCAUUUUUAACUUAAUUUUUUAGAAAUCUCCUGAACCACUAAUUUAUCAAUUACAGCCCUUUAUGUUCUCUCUUUCUCUUUUUUCCCCUCUCCCUCUCACUAUAAAUCUGUACAUUAGAUUUUAUGUAUACAUUUAUAUAUGUGUGUGCAGGAUAUGUAUGUAUGUUGAUUGUAUAUACAGGAUUGUUUGAGCAUGUGAUAAACUUGUAACACUUGUGUGUACUUAAAACCUUCAUGAUCAGCCAGCUGUGGUGGUGCUUGCCUUUAAUGGCAGCACGUGGGAGGAGGGGAAGGGGAGCCUCAGAGUUCAGGGCCAGUCUGGUCUACAUAUGGAGUUACAAUUCAACCCCAGCUGUACAGUUACUACUGUUUCCUUAGACCCCUCACUGUCAAACUGUAUGCUUCAAGCCAGCAACAGCAGCAGCAUCCAAGAAUGUGUUAGAAAUUAAAUUCCUGGGUCUCUGGUCAGAUCUACCAAACCAAAAACUGUGGCAUAAAUGCCUGUCUUUGUAUUUUAAUAAUCUUUCCAGUGGAUCCAGACUUCUGUCUUAUUGAUCAACCCACUUGAACUCCUGUUUUCUAUAUGGAUGAGUUCCCUCUCAAUUUGAUUUUUCCACCCCCCCCCUUUUUUUUUUUUACUAAUAACCACAACACAAGUUUUAUCCAAGACAUAGUGUAUAAAGCAACAUUGUUAGUAACCUAGUUUAUUUUUGUUUUUUAAUACUGGUGGGUUGAAUACAGGGUUUUCAUGCUAAGCAGUGAGCUUUCACUAAAGGUAUAUCCUCAACCCCUGAAUUAUUUUUAACAUGUUAAAAGAACUAACUAAACUAAGUGUUCCAAAUUAUUAUCAAAGACAAAAGGAAAGACUGAGGACUAAGGCCAACCAAAAAAAGAGAAAGGAAAAGAAAAAACGGCUGCUUUCUAUUGUUUAUUUUAUUUUUGCAACAGAUUCUGACAUAGCCUAGGCUAGUGUCAAACUCUUAACUACCUAGAGUGAUCUUGAAUUUCUGAUCCUCUGGCCUCCACUACCUGAGUGCUAAGAUUGUAGUCAUGCUUCACAGUGCCCACUUUUUGUGGUACAAGGUAUUAAACCCGGAGUUCCAUAAGGUGAGCACCUUAUCAACCGAGUUAUGUUCCUAGUCCUUAGCUCCCCCCCCUUUUUUUUUGUCAAGGUCUCACUAUAUAGCCCAGGCUAGCUGCAAACACACGAUGAUCCUCCUGCCUCAGACUUCUCAAGUACUGGAAAUCCAAGCAUGUGCCACCAUGCCCAGCUUCCACUCUUAUUUAUGCUAUUGGGAGUAUUCUCUUCUGUUUGUUGUCACUGAUAGAAAUUGGUUAGUUUUGUAAAUAUUUCUUGAAUAUAUUUCUACCUUUACCUUUUCCUGUGAUUAUGGAUUUCUUUUUCCACAAUACCUUAGAAUUCAGCUCCACUUUCACUUACAGUCUUUGAAUGUAUAUUUCAUAAAAGAUCAAAGUAAUGCUGAUUGGGUGUCACUACCUCAUAUUUUUCAGCUUUUCAUCUUAAGUAACUUUGUAGUCUAUAAAAUGAAUGCAUUUGAUAUAUUAAUGUUUUAUGCAUUUAAAUUUUUGUCAUGCUUAUUUUAAAUGAAGAUCUUGUUUAACUGCUUUAAUUUAGAUAUGGAUCCAUUUCUGUUAGAAAUAUAUGACACGAUCUCGAAUUCUGUUGUGUGUUUACAUAUUAAUAUGUGUGUUACAUAUACUUAAUCAUCUGGGUGAGGUAGCUCUUGGGUCUAAUCACUACACUUAGAAUGUGUAGGCAGGAGUAUUGAAAAUACAGAUGUGGCUAUACACACACGCACAGUUCCUUAAUAGGUGUGCAGGAUACUAUGUCAAAAAGGAUGUGAGUGACAGAUACCUGAGCACACUCCCCUUUAUUCUAAUAGCACCCUUACAGGGAAUGUUUGCAAUGGCCUUCCUAAAAGAAAGGACACUGCUAGUUCAUUGCUAAAGUUUGAACAUUAAUCAAAUGAAAUUAUCUAAAUGGCCUGUCCAUUCAGACAUCUGAUUUGACCCUCCAAAGGGAUGCUGAUCCUAGAAGUCAGUGGUCAGAUGCAACAAUGGCGGCGUUCUAGCAUAUUAUCCACCAUGUAAGAAUGCUUUGGUCAAUGUAUAAUCUUUAUGCUGUAAAUAGUGCAUAUGUACAGGCAAUGAGUGAUUCAUUGGUAGAACAUCUUAGGAAAGUACAUUUAUUGUGUUCAGUUGGGUCACUGAAGGUGUUGUAAUAUAUUUUUAGAUAGUUUUAGUAAGGCACAAUGGUUAGGGGAGAGGGAAACUAUGUAUUUAUGCAAGAUACACAGUAUUGACCUGAUUUGUAUGUAAUAUGUGGUUGAAAGAUUUUCAAUUAUUAACUAGUGACUUCUUCAUUGAACAUGGAAUCACAUAAGCCUUUCUUUAUGUUUUAUAGCUAGUUUAAUCUCAGAAGUCUAUCAUAGAUUGUUUAUUCUCUUCCUUAGGAUAUUUUGUAUCUCUGUGUUGCUCUUCUUCACUAGUGAUAUAGUCAUAGCAAAUAAAUUAAAUAAAUUAACCAAAACCCUAAAUCUGAGGUUUUGAAAGAGAUUAGCGUUUUCUUUAAUAGUCUCUAUUAAUAUCUUUUCUUAAAUUAUCUUAAUAAUAAAACUUUUUAGAGUAUUCUACUAAAACUUUUUUAAACACUUUCUGGAACUCACUCUGUAGAUCAGGCUGGCCUCGAACUCAGAAAUCCACCUGCCUCUGCCUCCCAAGUGCUGGGAUCAAAAGUGUGUGCCACCACUGCCCGGCAGAUAAAAUUCUUAAAACUAAAUUUUGUAAGAACUAACACUAUUUUUAAAUUGCCUUAUUCAUUAUUUUUCUUCAGAUAGUAGAUGUUAACUGCCAUUGGUUUUACUUUCUCAUUUUAAAUCAUUUCCAUAACACUAUAUAGCAUGUUUGAAAUUAAAUAUCUCACAAUUGCCAUGAUUUUUUGUAUUUUAAAUUACCCCUACUAUGUAGGAUCCAGGAUCCCGAUAACGAAUCUCCAACCCACACUUUAUUGACUUCUGAAGCUCUCUGUGGAAGCCUGACCAAGCCUCAAUAUGUAUUUCUUUCUCAGCCCUCAGCACUCAGCCCUCUGUUUUGCUCCUUUAUUUUCUACCCCAGUCUUGACUAUCUGUUUUGUAAAUUAGGAAUAUAUCAUCUUGAAUGUCUUCUCUCCCUCAAAAUGUAUUAGUCAUGAAUUUCUAAACAAGUCUAUUUUACUAUCCA